AUUGAAAACACUAAAAAAAAUCCUAAUUCACACCAAAAACACUGAAAGCGCAUCCGUAUUCCCGUCACCCGCACAUACAAUUUCUCACCUCCCUGCUCUGCCCACCGAAUAGUUUUCUCGAUUUUCUUCUCCAUGGGAGUAAAAAUGUACUCUGUAUUAUUUUCAGAAAAAAAGUAGACCAACUCUCUCUCGCUCAGAAUUGGAUUUUUAAGCCUCACAUUUUCUUAAUCUCAACUAAAUUAUUAUCUGAAGUGGAUUAGAUCUUUAUAAUGCUGUAUGCUUUCUGAGGUAGAUAUAUGGUGUUGACAUGGUGUUAAGUUCUGUCCGAUUAGUGUGCUAUCUUUGCUUCUGAGUUAUGGCUUCAUUUCCACAUAACUCUGAAAUUGAGGAGCUGAAAUCUGAAAAGUCCCGCCAUGGGAAGCCUCCAGUGCAGAAAAAGGGGCCCUCCAAUAAGUAUUUGGUGGAAGAUGACAUCAAUCGACUUUUUGAUGCAAUCGACCUCCGAACAUCAAAGAGUGUGGAUUUGUCUGACCAGGCAAGAAGGGAGAUCUCAAAAACACCAUUGAGGCCAGGGGGCGGGGCUGAGGGGCAUCAAGAACCAGUGGUUUCUUUAAAACAGGCAUUUAGGGGAUUAUGCAUUUCUCAGGCAGCGGAAAUAGCUUCUAUGAAAAGACUUUCAAAGACCCCAGGGUCCCCCAUGCCAAUGCCUGAAUCGGGAUCCUCUAGUUUUUCUUCUAAGGUAGUGCCUUAUUCACUAAGCCGAAGUGAAAAUUCUUCUCCUAGGCAUUUCUUGAACAUGAGCAUUAUGACAACUGGCUCCACUUUAUUCCAAGAUGCUAAGACACUUCCUGUGAAGAGUUCCUUAAGAAAAGGGCCUCAAUACCGUCAAGAGUCUUCUCUAGGUCAGAAAAACGCUGUGGUGCAGCCCAUUAAAAUGGAAAAGAGAAACUCUUCUCCUCCUCAAUCAUUAAAAAUGGUACUGAAUGAUGAAGAAGUUAAAGACAAGUGCAACUCUGGACCAAGAAAGUUGACCACAAAUCCUUCUAGAUUUGGCAGGACCCCAGUUAAAGGCGCACCUAAACUAAGAAGGAAGGGGAGAUUGCAAAGUGUUCCUUUGUCCAAUGCAACAAAGGGAAACAACAAGGACAUCAAGCAUUCAAGAAACACAUCUCGCGUGGCAAUCCGGAACAAGAAUCUAACAAAGAAACCAAAAGAGGAAUUACAAGAAAAUCCCUCGGACGCUGUUAUGGUUUACGGUGAGGAGCAAGUUGUCUGCCAGAGAUGUAAGUGUUCCUUAGAGGACGUGAAGGAUGAUGAUGAAAAAAACUGCGCUCUUGUUCCAAACAAGACUUCGAAAUACAAAGAAGUGGACUUUUCCCACAGCUCAAAGACUAGCAUGGGUGAGUAUAGUAGUAGCACCACUUUAAGUGAAGAGAGCAAUCUAAGUAGGUCUUGUUCCGGAAUUAGGCCCCACAUGUCAAAGGACAGAAGAUGGGAAGCUAUAAGUCGAGUCAAGCACCAGAACGGGUUUCUGGGUUUGUUUCAUUUUGAUCUAUUGAGGAAGUUGGGUUGUGGGGAUAUUGGUACGGUGUAUCUCGGUGAGUUAAUAGGAACAAAUUGUUUUUUUGCAAUAAAGGUUAUGGAUAAUGAAUAUUUGGCUAUGAGGAAGAAGUUGCCAAGGGCACAAACAGAAAGAGAGAUCUUGAGAAUGUUGGAUCAUCCUUUCCUCCCGACUUUGUAUGCACAGUUCACUUCUGAUAAUUUGUCGUGUUUGGUUAUGGAGUUCUGCUCUGGUGGGGAUCUUCAUGUGAUCCGGCAAAAGCAGCCAAACAGAUAUUUCCCUGAAUCAGCAGCAAGGUUUUAUGUAGCUGAAGUCCUCCUUGCUCUUGAGUAUCUGCAUAUGAUGGGGGUGGUUUACCGUGAUUUGAAACCGGAAAACAUUAUGGUACGCGAAGAUGGGCAUAUAAUGCUCACAGAUUUUGACCUUUCCUUGAGAUGUUCCGUUAACCCGACUCUCCUAAAAUCAUCAUCCUCUUUCCUAUUGGAGCCCGCUAGGGUUUCUGGUCCGUGCACUGGAUCCAACUGCAUAGAUCCCUUUUGUGCCGGACCUUCAUGCCAAGUUUCCUGCUUUACCCCUAGGAUCCUACCUGCCUCUGCCAGAGCCAGAAAGCUAGCAGUGUUGAACAGAUCAGUGCCACAAGUUGUGGUUGAGCCAACCGAGGCCCGGUCAAACUCUUUUGUCGGUACCCAUGAGUAUUUGGCCCCCGAGAUCAUCAAAGGUGAGGGCCACGGGAGUGCCGUGGAUUGGUGGACCCUUGGGGUGUUACUCUAUGAGCUUCUCUAUGGGAGGACACCAUUCAAGGGUGCUGAGAAUGAUGAGACUUUGGCAAAUGUGGUGUUGCAGGGACUGAGGUUCCCAGAUGGGCCUAUGGUUAGUUCUCAGGCUCGGGAUUUGAUGAGAGGGCUCUUGGUGAAGGAACCAGAAAACCGGUUAGGCUCAGAAACGGGAGCUGCUGAGAUUAAACGACACCCGUUCUUUGAUGGUUUGAACUGGGCUUUGAUACGCUGUGCAAUCCCGCCUCUUGUGCCCGAGCUGUGUGACCUUGACAUUCCUGAAAAGAAGUUCCUUGCAGGAGAUGAGCAUAUAGAGUUUGACUUGUUUUAGCAAUGGAUUUCCUGGAGAUCUAUUUCCCCAUUUGGCCAUUCCAGUUACUGUAGCCUUAAAUGUUACAAUGUAGAUGGUGUUGGUGAUAAACACCCGAGUUUUCCUGAUUUGGAUGGGGAGAAAUCUUUAUUUAUCGUUGAUGAAAGUUGUACUGACCGACAAUUCGACAAAUAUAGGUAGGAUGCAGUCGAUGUUGAAUAUAUUUUCUCUG
This is a messenger RNA of Cuscuta epithymum, 2876 nucleotides long. The record is from the annotation of a GenBank genome assembly. Lineage: Eukaryota; Viridiplantae; Streptophyta; Magnoliopsida; Solanales; Convolvulaceae.